Molecule: messenger RNA, 918 nt
Organism: Boleophthalmus pectinirostris (great blue-spotted mudskipper)
Lineage: Eukaryota; Metazoa; Chordata; Actinopteri; Gobiiformes; Gobiidae
Gene: drgx
Product: dorsal root ganglia homeobox
Exons: 6
Coding region: 1-918 (305 amino acids)
Biological process (GO): regulation of transcription by RNA polymerase II
Molecular function (GO): RNA polymerase II transcription regulatory region sequence-specific DNA binding; DNA-binding transcription factor activity, RNA polymerase II-specific
Source: RefSeq, a predicted model, not a curated record
AUGUUUUACUUCCACUGUCCGCCGCAGCUGGAUGGAGAAUGCUGCCGCACUAACACGAUAAAUUCAAGUGGCUUUGGGAACCACCCACCGACAGACUUUGAUGACGGAUUUUUACGCAGAAAACAACGUAGAAACAGAACUACAUUUACUCUGCAACAGCUUGAGGCUCUGGAGGCCGUCUUCGCGCAGACACACUACCCGGACGUGUUCACGCGAGAGGAGCUGGCCAUGAAGAUCAACCUGACCGAGGCCAGAGUGCAGGUUUGGUUUCAAAACCGCAGAGCUAAAUGGAGGAAGACAGAGCGAGGGGGAGCAGAUCCUGAAGGAGGUAAAGAGCCUCUGAGUGAGGGCUCUCCUCCGUCCCGCAGUAUCAACUCCCAGUCCCCCGUGGACCAGGCCCGGAAGCAGAAGGAGCCGCUGGAGAUGCAACAGAGUAUCAACAGGACGGUAGGGCCCGGUCCGUUCUUUCCAUCAUGUAUACCGGGAACACUUCUCAAUUCAGCCACAUAUGCCCAGGCUCUGUCUCAGGUCGCCACACUAAAAGGAAAUGGUCUGUGCUCCUGCUGUGUACCAGACCCGAUGGGCUUGUCCUUUCUGCCACCCUAUGGUUGCCAGGGUAACCGUACCGCCAGUGUAGCUGCCCUGAGGAUGAAGGCUCGGGAGCACUCCGAGGCCGUGCUGCAGUCCGCUAACCUGCUGGGGUCUGGUGUGGGCCAUGGGGCUGGGGUCCUGUCCGGAGCAGGUGUAGGGGCACCCUCUCUGCCCCGGCCCGCUGUGGGACCUCCCAUAGAGGUGCCCAGCAGUGUGGGGAGGGGUCCAGACAGCUCCAGUACCAGUCCUGUGUCGAAGGUGCAAGUUUUGGGCAGCCAUGGAGACAAACACGGCCACUGCUCUAAAGACGCUUUGGAAAAGAAGUGA